CUGACUGGCUGCCGUACAGCUGAGAUCUGUGCAUUGGGAAAGGCAAAGGUCUGCUAAUUUUUCAAUUAUUCCUUCUGGAUUUUCCUCUCAUGUCAUCCCAUGAUGCUUUGCUGAGAGUGAAGAAAUAUUCCUUCUUUGAUCAGACGUCUGAGGUGACCGUAAUCAACCAACUCUCAUUUCUAAGGCAUUCCUGUGAAUACAUAACAUUGGAUUCAGAACGUAGAACCCAAACUUUACUUUCUCCCCAUAUGUUGCCGAAUCCCUAUGCUUAAAGGAUUUUUACGAACAUGCUCAAGUUAUGUGUACUUAAGUAUGCAUGAUCCUCACCUCUUUGUAGCCAGCAAGCACCCUUACAAUCGACUGUUGCAUUCUUGGAAGCUCUCAUCUGUCACAGUUGAUUUCCCCCUUCAGCUGGACCUUUCUUUGAACACAGAACCUAAGAAUGUGUCUUCUGGACUUUAUGUUUUAAUGCCAUCUGAAAAGUUAUUUGAUCUUCACAAUUACAAUGUGUACUACUACAGAGUACUUUCCCCAGAGAGUUCUAACUUUCUCAAAAAGAAAUAACUGUUCUGUAGAAACAUUACAUUUAUUUUGUAGCAGUUGCCAAGACAGCUAACAUUAAUUCCUCUAUUUUUCCUGUUUUUGUCUAGCUGGUCAUGUGCUCUAAGGCCAUGCUUUUGUUACUAACAUGGCUUGUGUUGCUUUCUUUGGUUAAAAAUGGAGACAGUUAUGCAGUGCAAGGCUGUGAUAUACAUGGGCGGGAAUACCCGAAGGUCCUAUGCUACAAACGGGGUUUAACUCGUGUCCCUGAAAAACUACCCGAGAGAACUGUGAACCUUGACAUCUCGUACAACAAAAUUCAAGUAAUAGAGGCUAAAAACUUCAACAAUCUUACAUUAUUGCAUGAAAUGAACAUUUCAAGUAAUCAAAUAAGCUUCAUUGGUAUUGGUACAUUUCAGAACUUGCCCGCACUAAGACACUUGAACUUGAGCAGCAAUAGAAUAGAGUCACUAAUAAGCGGCAUGUUUGAUGGUCUUCAGAAUAUCACCACAUUGUUGUUGAAUGAUAACCACAUAGCAACUAUAGAUGCAAAUGCAUUUUUUGGGUUGCCAAACCUUAAAGUUCUUGGUCUUUCAUCUAACCGCCUUUAUACAUUAAAAGCUUUGGGUACUGCCUUUAAAGUAUGGAGAUUAGAGGAAAUAUAUAUUGCAAACAAUAGCUUACAGCAUUUUGCAACCAGUGACUUGUCAAACAUUUCAACCAACCUACAUUCUAUUGUUGCUUCCACUAAUCCAUUUUCUGCUGUUAAUAUAGUGACUGGUAUCUUACAGAACAUUAGUUACCUGGACUUAUCAUUCACCCAGAAAACAGUCUUAUGGAAUCUUACCGAGCCAUGCUUCUUGAGUGGGUUAAAGCGGUUAAAUCUGGAAGGAAUGAACCUACCACCAGCUGCUGUGUCCAACAUUAUACAAAGUCUUACUUGCACCUCUCUGGAAGAAAUUAACUUAGGUAAUUUAAAUCUGACAGACUCGGAUCUUCUUAUUCAAGAAUUAUGUCAGCAUCACCCAAAACUAAAAGUUAUCCUCCUCCAUGGUAAUAAGUACAGAGAAUUUAAGGAUACUUUUCAAAACUGUACCCAACUAGUAGAGUUGGAUAUAUCCCAAAACAUGUUCCAACAUGUUUCAACAUCCACUUUUGAACAUCUUGGUGUUCUCCAACAGCUGUCUAUAGCCAAUAACAAGUUAACUUCCAUACCAAAUGAUCUGUCUCACAUGAGUGCAUUGAACAAAAUGAACCUUAGCAACAACCAUCUAUCAGAAGUGUUUUUAAACAAUUCCAAGUCAUAUGACAAACUGAAGAGUCUUGAUUUAUCUGGAAACAAAAUUACAGUGUUCUAUUCCUCAUUUCUAGGUAAUUGGUCUCUGCAAGACCUGAACCUAGGUGACAACCAGCUUUUGGAUAUCUCUGGCUCUUUUCAAGGCAGUCUGAAAAAACUGGAAGUAUUGUGGCUGCGGAAAAAUAAAUUAAGUUCUCUUUCAUCUGAUACUUUUCAAAAUUUGGUAUCUCUCAAAUUUCUAAAUCUGAUCGACAAUCAGUUAGAAGAAAUAGAGACUGGAUCCUUUAAUGGUCUUGAAAACUUGCAAACCUUACUCCUUGGUAGCAACAAGUUGACACAAAAGUCUUUAAAGAAACCUAUUUUUCAAGGCCUGAAAUCUCUUUCUGAACUCCAGCUUUUUAACAACAACCUAAACUAUGAGUCUUCUACAAAUCUAGAAUUUCCACCAUUUCAGGCACUUACAUCUUUAAAAUUACUAACCCUCAACAGCCAGGCCCAUAAUGGCAUGGAAAAUAUACCUGCUAAUUACUUUGAUGGCUUAGUUUCUUUGCGAAAGCUCCAUGCUGGCAAUACAGCUGUAAAAAACUUUGACCCAGCAACAUUUACAUACACUCCUGGCCUACAAGAACUGGAUAUGAGUAACAAUCAUAUUCUAGAUAUAGAUCCAAGAUUGUUAGAACACCUAUGUAACUUGACUGAACUCCAUAUCAACCAAAAUAAUCUUGGUUCACUGAACUUUCUGAAGGCAGCUAAUUAUUCCAAGCUCAUUCUUCUAAGGGCUGUAGGAAACCAACUUAACACAUUCACUUCUGACCAACUGAAUUUCUUACCUGCUCUUGAAUUUCUAGAUCUUCGCAGCAACCCUUUGACUUGCAGUUGUGAAAACAGGUGGUUUAUAAACUGGGUAGAGACUGAUCGAAAAACCCAAGUGUUGUACUUCUACGAGUAUGAAUGUGCUUAUCCUCCAUCCCGUAAGGGUGAAAAACUGUUCACUUUCAAUACUGAAGCCUGUACACUGCACAUUGAUUACAUUUUAUUUCUCACCACAUGUCUUUUGAUAAGCAACAUGAUGGUAAUUUUGACAUUAUGGAAAUUUUGGAGAUGGCAAGUGCUUUACAGCUAUUACGUUUUCCUGGGAUUUUUAUACGACCGGAAGCAUCAUCAAAAGAAAUAUAACUACCAAUAUGAUGCCUUUAUCUCCUACAAUAGUCACGAUGAAGAGUGGGUUUUUAACCAACUUGUUCCAAACCUCGAAGAAACGUACAAGUGGAAACUUUGCCUACAUCAUCGAGAUUUUGAACCUGGAAAGCCCAUAAUUGAUAAUAUAAUAGACAGUAUUUACAGCAGCCGGAAAACAAUCUGCAUCAUCAGCAGUCACUACUUAGAGAGUGAAUGGUGUUCAAAAGAAAUCCAGGUGGCAAGUUACCGUCUGUUUGAUGAUCAUGCUGAUGUUCUUAUCUUGUUGUUUCUGGAGGAUAUACCUAAUAACAGACUUUCUCCUUAUCACCAGAUGAGGAAACUUAUAAAAAAGAAGACAUAUCUCAUUUGGCCAAAGAACCUAAAUGCUUGUCCUCUUUUCUGGUUCAAGGUAAAUCAGGCCUUAGAAAAUAAAACAAAUGAAGAGGAUGAAAACAGCCCAUUGGCAGCAUUAUGCACAUAAAAUGAAUGGUAGAAAUGUUGUUUAAAUUAAAUAUUCAGAUACAAUGAAGGAUAUAUCAGAUCAUGGUCUAGAAGUAAGUGGGUUGAAUAUAUAUCAAAUCAGCUUCUAUGAACGCAAAGUAGACUAAGGGACCUUUUCCAUUAUUAAACAAAAAAAGUUUUGCACAUACAAUCACAAACCUCACUGUAGGUGAGCACUGUAAUGACCAUCAAAGUGUCACGCCAUCUGCCAAUGACUAAAUGAGUCCAAAACUUGAGCUUUUUGGCUCAAAGCAAAAAAAGACAUAGAAAAAUAUGUGUUUUUUUUUCAUCAUAAGACACUUCAAACCAAUUAACCCUUAAA
Messenger RNA from Pelobates fuscus (common spadefoot toad), 3839 nucleotides. RefSeq names its product toll-like receptor 13. Gene Ontology annotation, biological process: immune response; inflammatory response; toll-like receptor signaling pathway. The coding region runs from base 657 to 3497 and encodes 946 amino acids. Gene Ontology annotation, cellular component: plasma membrane. The transcript has 3 exons. Gene Ontology annotation, molecular function: transmembrane signaling receptor activity; protein binding. Lineage: Eukaryota; Metazoa; Chordata; Amphibia; Anura; Pelobatidae. The record is from RefSeq and is a predicted model, not a curated record.